Linnemannia hyalina is the source of this 513-nucleotide messenger RNA. NCBI's taxonomy places the organism in Eukaryota, Fungi, Mortierellomycota, Mortierellomycetes, Mortierellales, Mortierellaceae. The record is from the annotation of a GenBank genome assembly.
AUGGCUCAACAGAUCAAGGUCGGAGAUACCCUCCCCACCGUCUCCCUCAAGUACUGCCCAUACGACCCUGAACUCAAGGACGCCUGCGGGAUCCCCCAGGUCUUGAGCACAGAUUCCUUCAAGGGCAAGAAGGUUGUCAUCUUUGGCGUUCCCGGCGCCUUCACCCCCACCUGCAACAACAACCAUCUCCCCGAGUACCAUCAAAAGUACCAGGAUCUUGCCAAGAAGGGUAUUGAUCAGGUCAUUUGUAUCUCUACCGCUGACGCCUUUGUCAUGGAUGCGUGGGGCAAGUGGACAAACGUGAGCGAUAAGGUCAUCAUGGCCGCUGACGGAAACGGCGAAUUCGUCAAGGCCACCGGUCUCGUCCAGGAUUUGACAAAGGCCGGAAUGGGCGCUGUCCGCUCGAAGCGCUUCGCUAUGGUCGUCGAGGACUUGAAGGUCACCUACAUCGGUGUCGAGACCCAGUUUGGUGUUUCCGUCUCGGGCGCCGGAGCUGUCUUGGCCAAGUUGUAA